AUGGAGGAAACUAAGGAGCCAGUUGGGCAUCGCGACUGGAGGAAAAAGCUGCUGCGACAACAGAGGGCUGGCCGUGGGGAUCUCUCGGUGGUCACCGCCCCUCGACCUGGAACACCUGCCCUACUGUCUACCGGGCUGAAGAGCAGUGACUUUCCGACUACACCCCGUGCCAGUGCCGGAGAGUUCCUAGCAGAGAUGCAGGAGCGCAUCAAGAGAGGAAUCGAGCAUCUACAGGGGGAAAAUGAGACUUUCACUUUCGACAACCUCUUGGACGCCAUGAAGUUGACUGCUGCCACAGAUUAUCCGGACACAGGAGGCGAGCCUUUUGGUGACAAUGCGGCCAUCACCAAGGAGACCCUCGACCGUGUACUAGCCGAUAUUGACUCUGGCACUGCCAACCUGGACCUGAACACAAGGCAGCACAAUCGGGAACUGCGAGAUCAGUUGGAAUUGGCCGGCGAGGACCUGGCCGCUACGCUUCAACUCGUGGACACGAAGGAAAUGCAAAUCCGAGAACUUGAACAAGUCGUCGAGGAUCUGGAAGCAGAGCGCGACAGGCUAAAUGAGAGCCUCCGUAAACUCGGACAAUCCUUGAAAGACAAUCAGGUUCUACUGAGGCAGUACUCAAAAAGGGGCAAGGUGGACGAGUCGGCACGUUUCAAGCAGCUUCAGGACGACUAUGACCAUCUCAACGAGGAGCUGGAACACUCGGAAGAAGAAAGAGCGAGACUACAAGGACACAUCGAUCAACUUGAGAAGGACUUGGCUAGCUGGACAGAGACAGCGCAAAUAUGGGAGCAAUUUCCCGGGGGGGUUCCUGAUGGUGCUGCAUUAGCCUUGAAAGACCGGGAAUUGAAGCGUCUGGCUUCUGAAGUCGAGAAGCUCGCGCAAGAAAAUAUCCAGAUCAAGGCUAAACUUGCCGCUGCAGGGGUGUCAUCCGCCGCCGCUGUUGUGGCGUCUUCUGAGGGCGAAUAUCCGAAAGAUAAUUCCGUGAAGGGCCAACCCGCAGAGGACCAGCCUCAAGAUGAUGACCAAUCUCAGGAUGAUCGACCUCAAGAUGACCAGCCCCAAGCCGACCAGCCUGGGGACGAGUCUGAUUCUUCAAACGACGAGCCAGAGGAAGACGAUCCUGCAAAAGACAAGCCUGCAGACGAUGAACGGGCAGAAGACGAACCUGCAGAAGAUGAACCCGCGAAGAGCCAAUCAGCUAAGAACAAGUCUCCGAAGAGCCAGUCUGCAAAGGCACAAUCCUCGAAAGACCAAGAACUGAGAAGCAUGGCAGCCGCUUUUGACAGCCUUUCUAAAGAAUACGUCCGAGUCAAAGAUGAGUUGGACGAAGCAAAGAGAUCUACCAGUGCUAGCCAGGCCGCAGAUGCGAAAGACAAGAAACCGGAAAGCUCAUCUGGAGAGAGCAGUAAACUUCCGGAAACCACCAAACCGGUCAAGGAAGACGCCACAACAGCCUCGAAGGACAAAGACAUGAAGCAUCUGGCAGCCCAAAACGUGAAACUCAUGCAUUUAUACAAGGAGGCAAAAGCCCAACUAGCCAAACGCGAUGGCGAGAUGGCCGAGAAAGGCGAGAAAGUGGACCGUUCGACUGGCGAGAGCAGUAAACUCCCCGAGGAAUCUAAGCAAGGGGCAGUCAAGCCGGCCAAGAAAGACGCCACAAAGGACACCGAUGUGAAGCGCCUGGCAGCUCAGAAUCACAAGCUCAUGCAAUUGUACAAGGAGGCAAAGGCCCACAUAGCAGAGGGCCAUGCGGAAACGGCCGAGAAAGACAAAGAAGUGGAAGCCAUAGCUGUUGAGACUGAGGCACUCGUUCAGGAGUUGAAGACUACGAAAGCUCAGUUGGCUAGGUUGAAGGGACUCGAGGGCUCCAUGAAGGACCUCUUGCUGGAAGCCGAUGAUCAGAUAUCUGGGCUACAGGCAGCGCUCAAGGCUGGUAGUUCAGAGACUUAG
Phaeoacremonium minimum UCRPA7 is the source of this 1959-nucleotide messenger RNA. RefSeq lists its product as hypothetical. The record is from RefSeq and is a predicted model, not a curated record. The coding region runs from base 1 to 1959 and encodes 652 amino acids. The transcript is spliced from 2 exons. Lineage: Eukaryota; Fungi; Ascomycota; Sordariomycetes; Togniniales; Togniniaceae.